AUGAGCGAUCUCAAAGGCGAUCAAUACCAGAUCGAGGUCUCCGGCGAUGCCAGCUCCUCAGAACCAUUGGAGACCAAAUUCACCUCACUUGGAAGAUGGCAAGCAGCAAAAGUCUUCUGGAAGGCCAUGCUCUUCUGCAUGAUCCUUAACUGGGCAGCGCUGAAUGAUGGCGUUCCCGGCAACAUCAUUCCACUGCCAGCCUUUGUCAAUCAAAUGGCAGACACGGUGAUCGACGGCGAGCCGGCAGUCAGCGGCCGGAUUGUAUCCUUCUGGCAAGGCUUUGCAGAGAUGUCAAAGAUGGCGGGAAUGUUUGCCGGUGGAUAUUUCGCGGACAAGUUCGGCCGCAAGAAAGCAAUGAUGGGUGCUAUCGCGAUACUCCUCGCCGGAUCAGUGGCUGAGAUUGCAUCUUCGAACUGGAGACACUGGUUGGGCGCUGCUGUUUUGGUCCGUCUUGGUGUUGGUCUGGCCCAGUCCAUCUUGAUCACCUAUAUCUCCGAAUUGGCUCCUUUCCAGAUUCGUGGCUUCAUGAUCGGAGCUUACCAGCUUAUGCUCGCUUUUGGUCAGCUUAUCUGUGCUAUUGCUUCGCAAUUGGUUCAGGUUCACCGGCCAAACGAAUGGAGACCAUUGGUUGCUACCGAAUUCAUCUUCACUGGUAUACUCAUCCUGAUGAUCUGGUGGGUUCCGGAGUCCCACAUCUACUAUGCACGCAAAGGCAACAUGGAGCUUGCGAAACGGUCCAUGCUCCAGCUUUAUGGCAACGCCCCAGGAUACGAUGUCGAACACGAAUAUCGUGUCAUUGAGCACGGCAUUGAGGCCGAGAAAGAGUUCAGCAAUGCUUCUAAACAUGCUUCCUUCCUGGAGAUCUUCCAGGGCACAAACUGGCGCCGAACACUAGCUGGAGCUGUUGGCAUCUGCAGUCAGUGGUCAGCCGGUGCUCCCAUUGUCUUCAGCUAUUCCACCUACUUCUUCAAGGUUGCUGGUAUGGAAGACCCGUUUAUGGUCACCAUCAUCACCUUCGUCCUUCUCAUCGUAUCGAUCUUUUGCUCACUGAUCGCCUGCGAGUACAUCGGUCGUCGGCCUCUUCUCGUUGGUGGCUGCUUCUUGAUGUGCUUGUUCAACGUCGGCCUGGCUACAACAGGAUUCUUCCCAUCCGGAGGCGCGAAGAAAGCUGGCCUCGCAUGCCUGCUGAUUUGGGUCCUGUGCUAUGGCGCGUCUGCAGGUCCCAUCGGCUUCGUGGCAUCUGGCGAAACUUCCACUCCGCGUCUGCGGGCGCAGACCACUUCAUUCAACUUGGGCUGCUACGGUGCUGGCUUCCCCGAUUAUGCCAAUCUCGGAGUGAAAGCGAUCUACGUUUGGGCAGGUCUGCUGGUCCCGACAACGCUUUUGCUGUGGAUGUACUAUCCAGAGACCCAAGGACGAACAUAUUGGGAGUUGGACGAGCUGUACGAACGCAAGGUUCCAGCUUGGAAGUUCAAGAAGACUCAGACUUUGACUGAGCGUAGCGGACAGAAAGAAAGGUCCCGAAGUGUCGUGGCGUGA
Molecule: messenger RNA, 1539 nt
Organism: Cercospora beticola
Lineage: Eukaryota; Fungi; Ascomycota; Dothideomycetes; Mycosphaerellales; Mycosphaerellaceae
Source: RefSeq, a predicted model, not a curated record